AUGCAGAAGCAGUUGACCUUAAACUCCCUGCGGGCUAUGGACAGUGCUCCUCUCUCAGGCAAGCUCUUGGAGAGUGUCCCACUCUCAGGACAGCUCCCCUGGAGGGCACCUCGAGAGCAGCAUGAGUCUUUUUGGGAGCUCCAUCGGAAGCUUGGCGAGUGCUACGACGCGGAGAUGAGGAGUCGACGUGUCGUCUCGGCCGACCUGGGAAAGAAGGCCUGGCCGGUCAGCUCGCCCUCAAGAAGUGUGGAGUUUUCGCCCAGGUUACAGGAGCGGCAGGAGCGGGCUCCCAGCAAGGACUCCUGCCUCCCUCCGGUGAGGGUCAGGAGCGCUCCAGAUGAGAUCCCCUUGAUGCAAGCCAUGGCGCCCUUGCAGGCUUUGGACGAAGGUCUGCCCAGGGAUCUCGGCCAUCUCGACAGCUUCUGUGGAGAGAUGUCGCCAGUUGUCCCGGCCGCACCUCAGACGGUCUCCGCGCAGAGCCCGUCAUGCCUUGCAGAGUCUUCAGCUGGGUUCAGCGAAAGCCAUGAACCCACCCAAACCUUUCCGGGCUAUUGGCCGCGUGCUUGCUGGGUGGAGAGGUCGAGAUCACACAUGCCCCGCCGGAGAAGCCUGUCGGCUGAGGUUACGAAAUCACUUCAAGUCGUUCCGGAUGCUCCCGUGCCAUAUGUCUUGAGUCCCACGGGCCACUUCCGCAAUGCUUGGGACUUCUUCGGAAUUCUCUUCCUCAUGAACGACGCAGUCGUCAUACCACUCCAGCUGGCUCAGGUGAACCUUUUCUCGAUGUUUCCGGCCCUCCUUGCAAUUUCCCAGGUUGCGCUUCUCUACUGGUGUACCGACAUCCCCAUCUCCUUCUUGACGGGGUUUCUGGACAAAGGCAACCUCGUGCAAGACUAUGGCCGAAUUGCUCGCCAUUACGCUUGCUCAUGGUUUGUCCCAGACCUUGCAGUGACUUUCACAGACGUAUUGCUUUGGUUUUCGGAUGAGAGUGUGGCCGAUGGCCCUUCCACCACACGCAUCCUUCGGUUCCUGAGGCUUUUUCGGUUGAUUCGCCUUGGGAAGCUGACUCGCGUCUCGGCCUUUCUGCGAGAUUACUUCGAGUCUCAGGUGGCAUCCAUCCAGUUCAGUUUGCUGCUGGUCAUGCUUGGCAUGCUCUUGCUGGAGCAUAUGAUCGCAUGCUGCUGGUAUGGCCUCGGCUCAUAUGACCCUGAAGCACGUACCUGGCUCACUGCCUCCAGCCUUCGGGAUGACACAUUCUUCAAGCAAUACACCUCCAGCCUGCGGUGGUCGUUCGCCCAGCUUGGUAUUGGAGGCACUCAACUUGAAGCUGUCACUGAAACCGAGGGACUCUAUACAAUUGUCGUUGGAGUUGUCUCGCUCAUCAGUUCGUCCACGGUUAUCAGCUCCAUGACAUCACUUGUGAGUGCCCUACACCGAAGAAGGAUGGAGGAGACGCACCAGUUUGGUCUCUUGCGCCGUUUCUUGCGACACAACAGUGUCUCACCGAGCCUGAGCCAGCGAAUCACACGGUUUCUCUCGUACACAUACUACGAGACGCAGUCGCUGUCCCACGAGCAGCCGCACAUCCUCAACCUACUCUCCAAGUCAUUGCAAGCCGAGCUGCACUUCGCAAGGUACCAGUUCUGCUUGUCAAAGCAAGCAUUCCUAGGCCAGAUUCUUGGACGGGCCUUGAGCUUCCAGGAAGGCCACGUCUUGCAGAACAUUGCGAUGCAAGGGGUGGCAAUCUUGGAUGCUGGCGAAGACGAUCUUGUGUAUUGCUUUGGCGCUGACGCCGACGCAUGCUUCUACAGCUUGCAUGGCUCCCUGCGCUAUCUACAGAAGGAGAAGGCUCCCGAAGAUGUUCCAGUUGGAGUCUGGAUCUCCGAAAUGUGCCUGUGGACUACCUGGUCCCACACUGGAGAUGUCGUCAGCACCAGCAUGAGCAGAAUUGCCGCGCUGCACGUGGAUUCCUUUUGCAAGGGCAUCAGCAGUGCGGCGGACUUGCAGCGGCAGGCCCACUUCUAUGCCAUGGAGUAUUUGGAGGAGUUGAACCAGCAAAAAGAUGUAACAGACCUUUGGCAGUUUCAGGCGUCAGAAGAAGAGUUCCUCGACGCCCGCGCCAGCAAGAAGCGGGGGGGGCCAUGGGGCUUCAGGCGAGUCGCUCGCUGGGCAAGGCAGGCGUUCAACCGAAGGCAGGUUUCACCGCUGGCGUAG
Molecule: messenger RNA, 2211 nt
Organism: Symbiodinium natans
Lineage: Eukaryota; Dinophyceae; Suessiales; Symbiodiniaceae
Source: the annotation of a GenBank genome assembly